GGACAGUGGGUGGGGAUUAUACAUUGAGUGCUCCACUUUAAUUAUUUUUUUUUGCGUGUUCGGAAAGGGAAAAUUACGCCGGAAAGCCGGAAGCUGAUUAUCAGUUUACAUACACAAACUUUUGAAGGGUUUAACAAUUAGGUAAACAACAGUUUGCACUCGAAGUGAUGUCACGGAGCUUCAUUGUUGCACGCGUCAGUUUCCACUGGUAAUAAAAAAAGCUGACCAAUGAUGCGUUGGGCGAGAAGGUGCUUUCCACUGGGCUUCCUGUUGAUCGUUGCCUCGGUUCAUCAAUCUUUCGGGGAUGAGGGCGAUCCUUGCCAGGUGAAGUCGGACAUUCCGGGCGUUUGCCGUGCUUCCUCCGCCUGCGAAAAUAUCGAAGGAUACAUCAAGGCGGGAUCUCUGUCCACCAGUCAGGUGCCAAGUUGCGGAUUCGGUGCUCGGGAGGAGAUCAUCUGCUGCCCCACCACCGCCUAUCCACCCACUGACAGAGUUAACCAGUUCGAGGUUCCCCAAACGAGUUCCGAACGCAGCAGGUUGCCGGAUCGAGAGGCAGAGAUCCUGAAUCCCACAACAACAACCGAAAGAUCGCAACCGGAUCGCCAGUCGCGAUUGGAUAAGAACCAGAACUUCUUCGACUUCAACAAGCUGCUCAGCACCACAACUGCCAAGCCGCAGAGGAGCCACGAGUCCUUGAAGUCCUUGCCCAACCAGCAGUCCAUGAAUAUCCCCAAUCACCCAUCAAUGCCAAACCACCAGAUUCGGAAUACACCCGAUCAGCAGACUAUGAAUAUUCCCACCCAUCAAUCCAAUCAGCAAUUUAUGAAUACACCAACCCAUCAAUCCAUGAAUAUGCCCAACAACCAGCCGAUAAACAAUCCCAGCCACCAAUCCAUGAAGAUGCCCACCCAUGAAUCCAACAAGAUGCCCAUUCAGAGCGUUGGCGGUUGGGGAAUAGCUCCGCCAAAAGAUAGACAUCCAGCCACCACGCAAAGAUCUCGAAUGGAUCAGCAAUGGGGCUGGGAUAGCCGAGAGCCAAGGAUCGUCAAUCGCCCAUUGACCACUCCUCGUUCGAUGGCCCAAAAUCAGCAGAAUGGCGAUGGUAGUCUCAUCCAUUUGGUCAACGAUCGCCUGAGGGAACAGGGAAUGCAUAUCGAACCGGCACGCGAAGUCCAGGUGGUGGAAACAACGCCCUCACCAGUAAUGGAUCCCUUCGAGCCCUAUAAGUUUAGGGGAGCGGAAUCGGAAACGGAUGCUCAACCACAACCACAACUGGAGCCAGAACCCCAACCACAACCUUGGAGGGAACCCGACAAUGAUUUGGAGCCCAGUUCAACGCCCAGUUCCUUUGAGGCAGUCGAGCGUCCGAACACCUCGAGGGUCAAUGUUCCGGAUAAAGAGCGACCAGCGGUGGCAGCCUGUGCGAAAAUCCGAUCCGGCGGACGGCCUUUAACGGCGCACAUCCUGGGCGGAACGGCGGUGGACCCUGGCGUCUAUCCCCACAUGGCGGCCCUCGCCGGCAAGAACUUCGACUUGUAUGGAUUCCACUGUGGCGGAUCCCUCAUCGCCAGUCGGUUUGUCCUCACCGCCGCCCAUUGUGUGAACAGCGAUGAAUACGAGGCGAGUUUCGUUCGUUUGGGAGCGAUCGCCCUCGACAAUCCAGCGGCAGGAUACCAGGACAUCAAUGUGACGCAUGUGAAGAUACAUCCGAACUAUGUGCCUGCCAGCAAGUACAACGACAUCGCCGUCCUCGAGUUGGCCCAGGAUGCCAUUGUGUCGGACACCAUCGCUCCUGCCUGCCUCUACACGGAGCCCACAUUUUCUCCAGCGGGCCGCAAACUCUUCGUCGCCGGCUGGGGCACCAUGAACAGGACCACUCGCGCCAGAUCGAACAUCCUGCUGCGGGCGGAGCUGGAUCUGGUGCCGUCGGACAAGUGCAGCGCCGCCUUCGCGGAGCAGCCGACCGCCAAGCGGCAGCUGAAGAUGGGCGUGAUCGAGUCGCUGCUGUGUGCGACGGACAAGAAGCUGGUGAAGGACGCCUGCCAGGGCGACUCGGGGGGUCCGCUCAUCCUGGAGGAGAACGAGGUGGACGGCUUCUUCUCGAUCCUGGGCGUCAUCAACUCCGGCUUCGGAUGUGCCACCAAUACGCCGGGUCUCUACACGCGAGUCUCCUCCUUCCUGGACUUCAUCGAGGGCAUCGUGUGGCCGGCCAACCGCGUCUGAGGAUUCAUUUGAUCUGCAAUAAACUUAGUUCGAACUGAUGGUGAA
Drosophila ficusphila is the source of this 2268-nucleotide messenger RNA. Its product is annotated as serine protease Hayan. Bases 229 to 2223 code for a protein of 664 amino acids. The transcript is spliced from 8 exons. The record is from RefSeq and is a predicted model, not a curated record. Gene Ontology annotation, biological process: proteolysis. Gene Ontology annotation, molecular function: serine-type endopeptidase activity. NCBI's taxonomy places the organism in Eukaryota, Metazoa, Arthropoda, Insecta, Diptera, Drosophilidae.